Phymastichus coffea is the source of this 2635-nucleotide messenger RNA. RefSeq names its product gamma-taxilin. The transcript is spliced from 5 exons. The coding region runs from base 146 to 1906 and encodes 586 amino acids. Gene Ontology annotation, molecular function: syntaxin binding. NCBI's taxonomy places the organism in Eukaryota, Metazoa, Arthropoda, Insecta, Hymenoptera, Eulophidae. The record is from RefSeq and is a predicted model, not a curated record.
CUUAUUUUUGUCGUUUGUGUAUGUUACAAGCCAAGGGAAAGAGUGAGAGGUUUGCUGGUUUGAUCGUUAGUGUCCAACGACUAAAUAUAAGAAAUUAUUGUUUUAACUCUAUCAGUAAUAAAUCUUAUAUAUAGAUGCACCAAAUAUGGAGAACAAGCAAGAAAAUAUAGAAUCUGAGCCAACUGUCGAGCCAAAACAAGACGAACCAAAGUCAGUUGUAGUCAGCAAUAAAGAGAAGCGUAGUGGCAAAGAUGAAAAAUCCAGAAAGAAAGAGGAUAAAAGUAUAGAAUAUAUUUUAAAAAGUCUCAAUGGGCUGAAUACACCAGAAGAAAAACUUUUUGCAGUAUGCAAAAAAUACAAUGAAAUCGUUGAUGAGAAUCGUAAAUUACAAAUGAAUUUGAAGCAAAUGGAAAAAAAAAUUAUAAUGACUCAAAGAGAGAAAGAGCAAUGUCAAUCCGAAAAAAGUAAAGCUGUGUUAGCAAAGAGUCGAUUAGAAAAUUUAUGUCGAGAGUUGCAGAGGCAAAAUAAGGCAGUCAAAGAGGAAAGUUUAUUGAAAAUCAGAGAAGAGGAAGAAAAAAGAAAAGAAGUUUCUGCUAACUUCCAAAGUACACUGACAGAAAUCACAACAUUAUGGGCUGAAACAAAUGACAAAAAUGUCAAACUACAUGAAGAUAAUAUUGAAAUACACAAAAAGUUUAAGUCAGUAUUUGACGAAAUGGAUAUUAGGGAACAACAUUUUGAAAGUAUGCAUCAAGUUAUGAAACAAGAAUUGCAAGUAGCUGAUGCAAAACUUGCCAAAAUGAAUUUAGAAAUGACUGAGGAAAGAGAAAAUCUGCUAAAAGAGAAAAAUCUUCUUUUAUUAAAACUCACUGAAUAUCAAAAUAAAAUAAAGGAACUUCAUGCAGUUGAAUCAAACUUGCGAAGUCAAGUUCAAAUGUACACAGAAAAAUAUGAUGAAUUUCAGAAUGCUUUGAGUAAAAGCAAUGAAAUUUUUGGAGGAUUCAAUGCUGAAAUGGAAAAGAUGUCUAAAAAAAUAUUGAAGCUAGAAAAGGAUAACAAUAUGUGGAAAACACGCUGGGAAAACAGUCAUGCUGCACUAUUAGAAAUGGUGACUGACAAACAAACCAGAGAUGCCGAAAUUGUUCAGUUAAAUAAAAAAUGUCAACUUCUUCAAGAAUUGUGUAAAGCUUUUCAACAAGAAAGAGCAACUCUUUUAGUUGAAUUAAAAGAAAAAACUAUUGAUCCUUCUAUUGAGAACAUUGAAGCAGAGUCAACAUUAAAUGGAUUACCAGCUUUGAAUAAUGUAAAAGAUAAGACUAAUGAUGAAUAUCAAAUUGACAACAAGACUGAUGAAACUAUGUCAAAAGCAGAUGGAUCGUGUACUGAAAAUAAUAAAGAAAUCAAACCUUUGAGUAUAGAUUCAAAAGAAGCCAAUAAAAAUGGAACAGUUGAUACUGCUCUAGAAAUUGUAAAUAAUGAAAAUGAAAUUAAGCUAAUUGAAAUACCUGUUACAGAAGUAGUACAUUCUAUUAUUGAUGAAGUUAGUCAACAAAGUAAUUUAAAUAAUGAGAAUAAACCGGAUGCAAUACAAGUGCCUGUCGAAAUUCAAAAUGAGAGUGAAACUUCAAUAAAUGAGAUUCCAAAAUCAAAUUCAGAGCAGGUGACUGAAUCUUUGGAAGUAAAAAAUGAAGUUGUUAAAUUGUUGGAUAAAGAAAAAGCUACUGAAGUAUUAGUGGAAAAUGAGGCUUUGAAUGAUGAGAAGGAUAAAUCAGUUGUUCCUAACAUUGACAAUGAUUCAACAACAAAAAAUCAGAUUGAAAGUUGCAAUGCUUUAAUUUCUAAUGAAGAUAUUCAGAAUUCUGUAAGCCAUAAGAAACCAAAGGAUAGCAAAAAGAAGAAAAAAUAAUUGCUUUUUUGUCAAACUGCCUUUGAGAGUGGUAGAAAAAAGGAAAUUGAGAACCAAAAAAUCUUUACCCAGUAGAUCCCAACUGACCAUGUGUGAAUCUUUUAGUUGUAAGAACUUAUCACGAGUGAGAUAUUUAUAUGUAAGAUAAGUGUUCUUUUUUAUAAACACUAUUUAUGAGGUAACUCAUUAAUAUGGAUUUUUAAAUAUCUUGGAAUGUAGAAAUCAUCUUAAAGGUAGAUUUCUCUUAAAACUGGAGUUCCUGACUAUUUUUAAUUUUAUUAUAAUAGUCAUUAACAUGAAGUAUAAAAUAAUAUCUUUUCAUAGCAUACUCAUGUGAAACGAACAAAAAACAAUUUUUAAGGAUUAAUUCGAAAUAACUUGUCAUAACUUAAGACUUUUUUUUGAGUUUUUAUGUUGUAUUGUAAAAAUGCGAUGUUUGCUUUGUUAGACGUACUAUUUUUAAUACUCCGUAACGACUGUUCAUUCACAACUUAAGUGUUUUAGUAUUUUUAAAUUAACUGUUUAUUUGAAAUAUCAUUUUAUACAACUGACACCAUUUAUUUUGUUAUAUAUUCAUCUAAGAGAAAAUGCUUGUUCUUUAAAUAACAUUCUGCAGUUUAUUUUACUAAAUGUAUGCCAGUAUUUUUUUAAUAGACGAAGUUAUUCUCCAAAACAAGUGUGUAAGUGUGUUGAAAAAAAUGUACAUAUUUAUUAAAAAUAAAAUAAAUU